This is a messenger RNA of Copidosoma floridanum, 1438 nucleotides long. Its product is annotated as aldo-keto reductase AKR2E4. Gene Ontology annotation, molecular function: oxidoreductase activity. Lineage: Eukaryota; Metazoa; Arthropoda; Insecta; Hymenoptera; Encyrtidae. The record is from RefSeq and is a predicted model, not a curated record.
UUUAAAAAAAUAUUUUUUUAAUGUGCAGUGACUGUCUUGCUACUCUUUUAUCAACAAUAAACAUUAUAUAUUAUGCAUGUGUAUGUUAUCAACUUUCUUAAAUAUCUUACUACCAGUGUGUGAGUGAAUAAAAUUAAAAAGUUAUUCGUAGAAUAUUUUGAAAUACACUGUAUAAUCCACAAGUUUUAAAUAGCAUUUAGCAACGGGAGAAGUAGUACUGGAGAACUUACUCACAAUGUCGCUGAAAGCAAAUCUUAUUACGCUAAGUAAUGGACAUAAAAUUCCUGCCUUGGGACUUGGAACAUGGCAGGGAACUGAUGAUCCGGGAGCGGUUGAAAAAGCAGUAAAAUUAGCUAUCGAUUUUGGCUACCGACAUUUUGACUGCGCAUCGGUUUACGGGAAUGAGAACGAAAUCGGCAAGGCGAUAAAACAAAAAAUCGAAGAGGGAGUGGUAAAAAGAGAGGACAUCUACAUUGUCACAAAAUUGUGGAAUGAUGAACACGAUCCAAAAGCAGUGAUCCCGGCAUGCAAAAGAUCUUUGAAGAAACUGGGCUUGAAUUAUCUCGAUUUGUACUUGGUUCAUUGGCCUUUUUCUUAUCCCGAUGAAGUAGACUUCGUCGAGACAUGGCGAGCCAUGGAAGAGUGUGUCAAGCUGGGGCUCACGCACUCCAUCGGUGUCAGCAAUUUUAAUAUCGAGCAACUGACGAGGCUUCUGGAUUCAGCCAGUAUAAAGCCGGUGAUGAACCAGAUCGAAGCCCACAUCAAUUUGAAUCAGAAGGAACUGCGGGACUUUUGUCACAGUAAGGGCAUCGCUGUCACGGCUUACAGUCCGUUCGGUGCUCCUGGACGUGAUUCCGUCUUCCAACCACCUGGUCCCGAAGUCAAUCUUGAUUCACCCGUCAUAGCUGAAAUCGCCAAAAAGUACAAAAAAUCCAAUUCUCAGGUUGCAUUGAGAUAUUUGAUUGAUGUUGGCACCAUUCCUAUACCAAAGUCAAGCUCAAAAAAACACCUAGAGUCCAACAUUGACGUUUUCGAUUUUAAAUUAACAGAGGAAGAAAUAUCUGCAAUAGAAAAACUUGAGCGCGGCUUCAGGACCUGUCCUGCCACCCAGUUUAAUAAUCUCAAAGAAUAUCCAUUCCAGGAGCCCAGAAAGAAGAAAUAAAACCUCAGUUUGUAAAUAAAAGUUUUUAAUUUUUUUAUUUCACAUAUUUAUAACCGCAUGUUUACUUGCACAAAUUUAUUUUAUUGGGAUAGUAAAGCUGUUAAGUAGCUACUUCAGAUAUACAUAAAAUAGUUUUAUGUAUUAAGUUAGUGACCUAAUAUUUUUUAGAAAUAAUAACUGGAGAUUGCAUGUAUACUAAUAUUCACUAUGUAUUACAAAAUUUAUAAAUAUGAAAUAUUUUUCUAGGUGAUAAUAUAUUGAAAGCUUUAAUAACUA